GAGAGAGAGAGAGAGAGAGAGAGAGAUUUCCUUGUGUGGAAGUAAUGGAGAGAAAAUGAUAGAAAAAUAGAGAGCAGUGAGGAAUUCUACCCUUCCUACUACAUGGACUCCAAGUCUCUGCGUUUCAUAACCCACCAAUCAUUCUUCUCGGCCGUCCGAUCGGGCGACCUCGAAUCGCUGAAGCGAUUCAUCGAGGAUGAAGGGUCUGAUCAUCCAUCUCUUAUGGCUCUGCAGAACGAUUCAGGCGAGACAGCUCUCUACAUCGCUGCCGAGAACAACUUUCAAGAGAUGUUCAGUUAUUUGCUCAAAUUCUGCGAUCUACAGAUCGCCAUGAUCAGGUCCAAGUCCGAUUUUCACCCUUUUCAUGUCGCCGCUAAGCGCGGUCACUUGGGGAUUGUGAAGGAACUUCUGGGCAUGUGGCCUGAACUUUGUAGGGUAUGUGACUCCUCAAACACUAGCCCCCUCUAUUCAGCUGCUGUGCAGGAUCACUUGGAUGUAGUGAAUGCUAUAUUAGAUGCAGAUGCCAGCUCAAUGCGGAUAGUGAGGAAAAAUGGGAAAACUGCAUUACACACAGCUGCAAGAUAUGGCCUUCUUCGAAUUGUAGAAGCACUUAUAAGCAGAGAUCCAGGAAUUCUCUCUGUCAAAGAUAAGAAAGGCCAAACAGCACUCCAUAUGGCUGUAAAGGGUCAGGAUACUUCGGUAGUUGAGGAUUUAUUGCUUGCUGAUCACUUAAUACUGAAUGAACGUGAUAAGAAGGGUAAUACAGCUGUCCACAUAGCCACAAGGAAAUGCCGCCCACUGAUAGUUGGCUUUUUGUUGACCUAUAAAUCUGUCGAAGUCAAUGCAAUUAAUAGUCAGCAUGAAACCGCUAUGGAUUUAGCAGAUAAACUCCAAUACGGAGAAUCUGCGCUGGCAAUUAAGGAAACCCUAGAAGAAGUUGGUGCUAAGCAUGCAAGGCAUGUCGGCAAAGUGGAUGAAGCAAUGGAACUCAAAAGGGCUGUGAGCGAUAUAAAGCACGAGGUGCACUCACAAUUCUUGCAAAAUGAAAAAACCAACAGGCGAGUUUCCGGUAUUGCCAAAGAACUCAAGAAAAUUCACAGGGAAGCUGUCCAGAACACCAUUAAUUCUGUCACAGUUGUCGCCGUUCUAUUCGCCUCCAUAGCUUUCUUGGCAAUAUUCAAUUUACCUGGCCAAUAUCUAAAGGUUGGACCUGAAGCCGGAAAAGCUCAGAUAGCCGACACCAUUGCAUUCCGGAUAUUCUGCCUCUUGAAUGCUACAUCCCUUUUCGUAUCUUUAGCUGUUGUCGUGGUUCAGAUAACUUUGGUUGCUUGGGACACAAGCGCUCAGAAACGGAUUGUUUCAAUAAUCAACAAGCUCAUGUGGGGCGCCUGCAUCAGCACUUGCGGGGCAUUUCUGUCAAUUGCUUUUGUGGUUGUGGGAAAGCAAACCUCGUGGAUGGCUAUCACUAUUACUUCAAUAGGAGCACCAAUUCUUGUGGGAACUCUUGUUGGCUUGUGUUAUUUUGUUUUCCGGCAACAUUUUGGGUUUUUUGGCAACGAUUCUCAGAGACGCAUCAGAAGGGCCAGCGGGAGCAAAUCUUUUUCAUGGACUUAUUCUGCUAAUAUUUCUGAUUUUGAUGACGAUAACUCCGACCACGAGAAGAUGAUAUAUGCUCUCUGACAUUUGAUAUAGGGUACCAAAAAAUGAUGAUUUUAUCGUGGUAGCAAUUUGGUCUUGUGUAACUGUGGUGGUUCACUAGGGUUUCAGCUCUGUCAAUGGGCUUUGAAGGUUGUGGACGGGAGGUUUUGUUUGGUUUGGUUUAAUCUUUUCAAUGGGCACUUAUGAAAAGAGUUGUAGAUUUUGUAUAUGCAUAUAUUAAUAUUUAGCCUGUUUAGGUUUAAUAAAUGUUUUGUGAGUUCUUGGCAUUGUUUGAGACUUGUGAUCAAAUUGAUUUGAUUAGAAAGA
Molecule: messenger RNA, 1965 nt
Organism: Camellia sinensis
Lineage: Eukaryota; Viridiplantae; Streptophyta; Magnoliopsida; Ericales; Theaceae
Source: RefSeq, a predicted model, not a curated record